Molecule: messenger RNA, 657 nt
Organism: Iphiclides podalirius (scarce swallowtail)
Lineage: Eukaryota; Metazoa; Arthropoda; Insecta; Lepidoptera; Papilionidae
Source: the annotation of a GenBank genome assembly
AUGGCCCCCGCGAAAGUUUUGUAUAAAUCACGAUAUUUUGUUGAAAUAGCGCGCGAGUACGAGCGGCACCGUGUACCUUCGGGUACGUUCGGGGGCGGUCGUAAAUUUGUGCGCUCGAACAGCGGGCGAGUUGGCCCGAGCGCUACAUUCCCCCGCGGCGGCGGCGUCGGCAUUAUCAGAUGCGCGGGCGCACGUGACGGCAUCCCGCCCCGCCCCCCGUCCCCCCUAACACCUUCUAAGAAAAGGGGACAUCGUCUCGGCAUCGGGCGCGCGCCUCCACGUUCCGCUGCCACAGCACGCCGGCCAGCAACGCCGCGCCGGCCGCGGAAUGGGACGCGCGUGAGCCGUUCCGCGGUUUAUCUCGGCCAGAUGCCAGCCUCCCCCGACCGGGCGCGGAUCGCCCCGCUACGUGACGGACGGCUUAAUGGCCCAGCAAUCGGUAUGCACGCGGGCUGCGGGGCGGCGACGCCUCGCUGCGCUUUGAAUAAUUUGCGCGGACGGCGGCAGGCGCCGCGUGGCGAAUGUCGCGGACGACCCUUGGCGAUAGCAUCGCCGCGCGCGGACGCCGCCGAUCUAGAUCGCGGCGGCCGCGCACAAAAGACAUGUCCCCGACGGAUAAAGUCUUCGCGGGCGACAUGCCCGCGCGAGGUAUGCCUU